Parnassius apollo (apollo) is the source of this 690-nucleotide messenger RNA. NCBI's taxonomy places the organism in Eukaryota, Metazoa, Arthropoda, Insecta, Lepidoptera, Papilionidae. The record is from the annotation of a GenBank genome assembly.
AUGCCACCGAAAAAAUCUAAUCUCAAUAACGCGAGGGGCAGAGAGGCACGACGCAAACGUGUUGAAAGUGCUCAUCAGUCGGCAGAACAAUUCGAAACAAGAAAUGCAGAUCAAAGAAUCAGGACAGCAGAGAGUCGUGCACAAGAACAUCAAGAACAGCGUGACGAACGUCUGCGACAGACUAUUAUGAGAACAAGAGCAGCACGAGAGCAAAACAUGGCUACAGCUCGAGUACAAGAACGACAGAGGCAGCGAGCCAGCCGCUCAUUAUCACGAGCAUCAUUUGUUCGUCUUGCUUUCGAAUAUGCAUCAGAUAUUAACUACUCUGCGCAUUCAAAAAUCGCUAUCGAAGAUCAUAAUGAACUAAUUCGAUUGAUUAAAAGAGUUUCGCCACGACUGCAAAAUGACAACUAUCAAGUCGUCAUAAAAGCCGACAAAUUACCAUUAGGUGAACAUGCUGGCAGAUUCAACGCUCCAACUGUUGAUGAGGUCGUUAUUAUUAUGGUUGGUGAUCCAGUUGACAAAAGAGCUAUAAAAAUUACACGACAAGACAACACUGUCAGUACGAUUUCGGAUCUACACCGUUCAUAUUACGCACUACAAUAUCCAUUAAUAUUUUGGCAAGGACAGGAUGAAUAUCACCUUAACAUCAAACAGUGUGAUUCAAAUACUGGUAAAUUUGACAAUUAA